AUGCAAUACAAUGGAGAAACCUUGCAUAAGUAUUGGGAGAGGUUUAAGAAAUUGUGUGCUAGUUGCCCCUAUCAUCAAAUUAGUGAUCAAUUACUCUUCCAGUACUUCUAUGAAGGACUUCUCCCAACUGAUAGAAGCAUGAUUGAUGCUGCAAGUGGUGGUGCCUUUAUUGAUAAGACACCUGAAGCUGCUAGGAACUUGAUUGCAAAUAUGGCCACUAAUUCUUUACAAUUUAGCACUAGAUGUGAAGCACCACAAAAGAGAGUUAGUGAGGCAAGUCAUUCUUCUUUAGAAAAUCAAAUAGCCAAUCUUACCUCUCUUGUAAGCCAAUUGGUUGUAGAUAAUGUGCAACAAGUCAAAAAGUAUGAAAUUUGCUCACUACAAGGGCAUGCAAUUGACAUGUGCCUAACAUUGCAAGAUGAGCCAAGUGAGCAAGUUUGUGCCAUGGGUGGAUUUCUUAGACAGCCACAAAGGAGAUAUGAUUCUUACUCUAACACAUAUAAUCGAGGAUGGAGAGAUCACCCUAAUUUGAGCUAUGGUGGUCAAGCACCAAAAAAUAACUUUCCUAAUGGUCCUCUAACUUUCCAGCAAGCACAACCAACUGCUACAGCUGCUUCAGCACAAGUAGACAGGCCUACCUCUGCACCUCAAAGGGGUAGAAGGCCCGAAAAUGCUAGUGCAAUUGUGUUGAGGAGUGGUAAAGAGUUGGAAGAAUCACCAAAAAGGACAAUAGAAAAAGAGAAAGCAAAGGAAGUUGAAAAGGAGCUCGAACCAUCAAAAGAGGCGAGUGCAUCAUCUACAUCAUCUAAGAAAAAAGGGGAGGAGAAGGAGAUUCUUGAUAUGUUUAAAAAGGUGGAAGUAAACAUUCCUCUCUUGGAUGCUAUUAAACAAGUGCCUAGGUCAAAUGGAUAUCCUGAUGGUGUGAAUGAGGAUGUUUUAGUGCAAGUGAAUGAAUUGGUCUUUCCUACUAAUUUUUAUGUUUUUAACAUGGAUGAUAAUCAUUCUUCUAGUUCAUGUCCAAUUUUGUUAGGUAGACCUUUUCUGAAGACAUCUAGGGCAAAAAUAGAUGUGCAUAAUGGUUCAUUCAAUAUGGAAUUUGAUGGUGAUGAGGAUAUAUUGAAGGUAGCAUUUUACUAUGAUAUGAAGAAAGAAGACAUCACUAACUCAAAGGUAGAGUCUGCCAUGAGCAAGGACAUGGAAGAGACUUUUAUGGAGUUGCACCAUUUGCCUCCAUUAAGAGUUCAAAAGGGAUGGAGAGUGUGCAUUGACUAUCGCAAGCUUAAUGUUGCUACUAAGAAGGAUCACUUUCCAUUGCCAUUCAUGGACCAAAUGCUUGAAAGGUUAGUUAGUCAUGCUUUUUAUUGUUUUCUUGAUGGUUAUUCUGAUUAUAAUCAAAUUUUCAUAGCACCUGAAGACCAAGAGAAAAUGACUUUUACGUGUCCUUUUGGUACUUUUGCUUAUUAUCUAUUUAUGGAUGAUUUUACUGUUUCUGGUGACUUAUUUGAUGCAUGCUUGCACAACCUUACAUUGGUGCUUAAGAGAAGUGUUGAUGCUAACCUUGUCUUGAACUUUGAAAAGUAUCAUUUUAUGGUAGAUCAAGGUAUUGUAGGAAAUGUUGUUUCAUCUAGAGGUUUUUGUCAAAGAUAUAUUAAGGACUUCUCCAAGAUUGCUUUGCCCUUAUGCAACUUGCUCAAAAAAGAUGUGAAAUUUAGCUUUGAUGAGGCGUGCAAGGUUGUAUUCAACAAAUUGAAAGAGCUCUUAACUUCGGCUCUUGUGAUCCAACCACUAAAUUGGGACUUGCACUUUGACAUUAUGUAUGAUGCUAGCAAUCAUGUUGUGGGGGCUGUUUUGGGACAAAGAAUGGGCAAUGCACCUCAUGUGAUAUACUAUGCUUCGAGGACCUUAGAUGAUGCCCAAUGCAACUACUCCACAAUGAAAAAAGAACUCUUUGUUAUUGUCUUUGCUUUAGAAAAUUUUUUUUUCUUACUUGCUUGGUACUAA
Hevea brasiliensis (rubber tree) is the source of this 2001-nucleotide messenger RNA. RefSeq lists its product as uncharacterized. The transcript has 9 exons. Lineage: Eukaryota; Viridiplantae; Streptophyta; Magnoliopsida; Malpighiales; Euphorbiaceae. Bases 1 to 2001 code for a protein of 666 amino acids. The record is from RefSeq and is a predicted model, not a curated record.